AUGAACGCCACGUUUGCUAUGAAAGCUGGUGGGAAACUAGAACCGAUCAUUCCACGGCGGUCGAAAACUCCGAAAUCACACACACCCGACGACGGCGGCGGCGACCGGUGUAUGCAUAGCCCGCAUAGAUCGAGAAGACGACGGAGGCCAAAGAAUCCGAUCACUGUCGAUACGUGUAAAGCCAAAUCGUCACUGGAAGUCGUACGUCUUGCUUUGAAAGAGUUAGGAUGGAGCUGGAAAGAGGUUCCAUAUGGACGCAAGUCUGGUUGUGAUAUCUAUUGGCAUUCAGCAUAUUUCCAUGAUUCAGAUGAACCUGGAUUAUAUAAUGCCAAAGUUAAUAAAUUCCCAGGAAUGGUGGAAAUUGUUCGAAAAGUAUCAUUAACGAGAAUCAUGGGUCAAAUGAGAAAUCUGUUUCCUGAUGAGUAUGAUUUUUAUCCUCGAUCAUGGAUUCUACCCGACCAGUACCACCACUUUGCAGCAGAAGUUGCGAGCAUGGCCAAAGAAACCCCGAAACAGAAACGUUUUUUCAUCGUCAAACCAGAUGACGGGGCACAAGGAGAAGGAAUCUAUUUACUAAACAAUCCUCAGUCGAUUACAUCAAUUGGGAUGGUUCGUUCGGCAGUCGUACAGGAAUAUAUCUCAAAUCCAUUGCUAGUGGAGCGCAAGAAAUUUGAUUUGAGAAUCUAUGUGGUGCUGACGAGUCUAGAUCCAUUGAAAUUCUACCUAUGCAAAGAGGGAAUGGCCAGGUUCUGUACUGAACAAUACCAAGCUCCGUCCAUGAAGAAUUUACAUCAUACGUAUAUGCAUUUAACGAACUAUAGUUUGAACAAACAUAGCGAUAAUUUCAUUCAUGCUGAUAACGUUGCCAAAGGUAGCAAACGAACCAUGACCAGUAUGUGGGCUUUGCUCCAGGAGAAAGGAGUCGAUAUUUCCCAGUUAUGUAAAGAUAUUGAGAAGGUCAUCUGUAAAACAAUCCUUGCGUUAAUACCAGAGUUGAAGGUACAAAUGCAUGCAGAGCUGUCGUCAGGAAAGUCAAUGCCAUCGUGUUUUCAGAUUUUAGGUUUAGAUAUAUUAUUAAGCUCAGAUUUAAAGCCAUAUCUACUGGAGAUCAAUGCUAAUCCGAGCUACAGAUUAGACUACGAUCACGAAGUUGCUCCCGGUGUAUACGAGAACUUGAUCAGUCCAGUAGAUGAAGAGAUCAAGAUACCACUCGUCAAAGAUACUUUGCGACUAGUUAAACCAGUGAGAAGAAUUACUACAAAGAGUGCCUCUAUAUCAGCAAGACCAAACAGUACUGACCCCGAUGAAAUCACAGUUGAAGUGUCACAACUGGAUUUAGAUGAAAAUAAAUCACCGAGGCAUCGGAAACAAAAGGAAUCCUGUCUGGAAGAGUUAUUCCCUGCCAAAUAUGGAGAACAAUACGAAUUUGUGAGGAUCCUGGAGAGGAUCGCGUUUCUUUUUAAUCACUUCUUGGGAGUACGAGGAGGAUUGAGAAUGGGAGCGACAGGUUUCAGAACAUUUACAAGGAGAUGUAAACUGUGUACGUUUGGAUUAAGCACUGCUUCUGUAGACAUUCUAUUUAUAGACAUGGUUAGGAAAUGGAAUGCCAUGAACCCUGAUGGAAUAUCAGGACUCUGCUUUGAUGGAUUUGUUGAAGCCUUCUCUGUUAUCGCCUACCGCAAAUUUCGCGGCAUCACUCUGCAGGAAAAGGUGGUAUCUCUGCUCGAUCUGUGCGAGUGUCACCUUAAUGCCGGCAUUGUCUGGCCACCGCAACGUAGACCGCGUGUACGCAGACUGCCUCGUGUACAAGACAGCAAUGAAUACUUGAAAGUACGUAAGCAGAUGCAAGGUCUGGAGAAUUAA
Messenger RNA from Saccoglossus kowalevskii, 1863 nucleotides. RefSeq names its product tubulin polyglutamylase TTLL11-like. The record is from RefSeq and is a predicted model, not a curated record. Gene Ontology annotation, molecular function: tubulin-glutamic acid ligase activity; tubulin binding. Gene Ontology annotation, biological process: microtubule cytoskeleton organization; protein polyglutamylation. Gene Ontology annotation, cellular component: ciliary basal body. Lineage: Eukaryota; Metazoa; Hemichordata; Enteropneusta; Harrimaniidae.